CUUCCUGUGGUGCUCAGAAUUACUUCUAGAAAUUUGAAACCCCAGACUCUCUCCAAGAUGUACCUCAGCGCUGAAAAUCACCGCAUACCUCUAAGUGAUGGAAACAGCAUUCCUAUCAUCGGACUUGGUACCUACUCAGAACCUAAAUCAACCCCUAAGGGGAGCUGUGCGGCAUCAGUGAAGGUUGCCAUUGACCUGGGGUACCGGCACUUUGACGGGGCCUACAUCUACCUGAAUGAGCACGAAGUGGGGGAGGCCAUCAGGGAGAAGAUAGCAGAAGGAAAGGUGCGGAGGGAGGACAUCUUCUACUGUGGAAAGCUGUGGGCUACAAAACAUGAGCCAGAGAUGGUGCGUCCAACCCUGGAGAAGACACUCAAGGUCCUCCAGCUAGAUUAUGUGGAUCUUUACAUCAUUGAAAUACCCAUGGCUUUUAAGCCUGGAGAUGAAACCUAUCCAAGAGAUGAGAAUGGCAAGUGGUUAUAUCACAAAUCAAAUCUGUGCACCACUUGGGAGGCUUUGGAAGCUUGCAAAGAUGCUGGCUUGGUGAAAUCCCUUGGAGUAUCCAAUUUUAACCGAAGGCAACUGGAGCUCAUCCUGAACAAACCAGGACUCAAAUAUAAGCCAGUCAGCAACCAGGUUGAGUGCCAUCCAUAUUUCACCCAGCCAAAACUCCUGAAAUUCUGCCAACAACAUGACAUUGUCAUUAUUGCAUACAGCCCUUUGGGGACCUCCAGGAAUCCAGUCUGGGUGAAUUUAUCUUCCCCACCUUUGUUAAAGGAUGCACUUCUCAACUCACUGGGGAAAAAGUAUAAUAAAACAGCAGCUCAAGUUGCUUUGCGUUUCAACAUCCAGCGAGGAGUGGUAGUCAUUCCUAAAAGCUUUAACUCUGAAAGGAUCAAAGAAAACUUUCAGAUCUUUGACUUUUCUCUCACUGAAAAAGAAAUGCAGGACAUUGAAGCCUUGAAUAAAAAUGUCCGCUUCGUGGAAAUGCUCAUGUGGCGUGAUCACCCCGAAUACCCAUUUCAUGAGGAAUACUGACUUCAGGGAGCUUCUGAACUGCUUUUUCCCUCCCAUGUGCGCCAAGACCUUUGGCUGGGUGGUUCCGCCAGAUGUGGAAAUGAACGGCAUUUUCCUAUCCUCAGAUGAAGUGGUGAUGGAAACGAUUACUUUUGGGUAGUGUAAGUGACUUUGACCUAGCUAUGUUGCAGAAAAAAAAUGUUUAAAUCUGUUGAAAUAAUUAUUAGAAAUUAUCAGUUAAGAUUUUAUUAGAUCAGUGUCUUCUGGGUUCCCAGACAGAAAAACAUCAGGCUUUAGAAAAGACUUCAGAGGCAACAUAUGAAGAUAAAUAACCUGAAUCGGGUACUACCACUGGUAGCCUGAGUUUGUUAGUACUUAACAGGGCAAAAAAGAGGGUGGAGAGCUGCCACAUGCCAGUGUGCUGGCAGUGGCCUUGAUGGUUUGGACGACUGACUGUAAGACAGACACAGCCAAGAUAAGAUCCACGCGUGCAUUAUUAACAAGGCAGUGAUUUGCUGCACCUUGAGGAGAGAGCAAGAGCUAAGUGCAGAAGGGUCUUACAAUAAAGCUAAUUAAAUACCACAGCAGUCAGCAAAGCCAUUGUGACUUAGUUGUUGUCUGUUUCCACCCAAUGUACAUUUGCUUAGUUUUUACCUAGCUUGAGGAACAGAUAAUUGCUGGUUUCCUCUUGCAUGCUUUAAAGGGCCUGAGCUCCAACCUGACUGGUGAAUCAUACUCGCACUGACUGUCACUCUUGCCCCCAUUCAUCACAGGGCCACCGUUAUACAAAGUGGCUUGAGACAACCAACAUACACAAAUAAAGCCUUGUAUCGUAAACAGUCCAAAGAUGACUGUUUUAAAAGAAGGCAUUUAAAAAGGAGGCUUUAGGAAACAUAUUGAAAAAAGAAGUUUUAGGGGCCAGCCCGGUGGUGCAGGAGUUAAGUGUGCACGUUCCACUUCGGCGGCCUGGGGUUUGCCGGUUCGGAUCCGGGGUGCGGACAUGGCACUGCUUGGCACGCCAUGCUGUGGUAGA
Molecule: messenger RNA, 2050 nt
Organism: Equus quagga
Lineage: Eukaryota; Metazoa; Chordata; Mammalia; Perissodactyla; Equidae
Gene: AKR1D1
Product: aldo-keto reductase family 1 member D1
Exons: 9
Coding region: 58-1038 (326 amino acids)
Biological process (GO): bile acid biosynthetic process
Cellular component (GO): cytosol
Molecular function (GO): aldose reductase (NADPH) activity; Delta4-3-oxosteroid 5beta-reductase activity; steroid dehydrogenase activity
Source: RefSeq, a predicted model, not a curated record